CUCUGCCUCUACCCCUCACAGUGCUUCUGGCAACAUACUUUGCUGCCUUUAACACUCGCUUAUCUAGCUGCACUCAUUAAAAAUACUUUGUGACAUCUUCAACACAAACACCAAGAUCUUUUUGCAGCAUCACUGCCAUCUUGACCAAACAGGAAACCAAAAAUGUCCGGCAUCAUCAAAGUGUGCCUGCUCCUGGCUGUGAUGGUCUGCGUCUCUACUGCCCAACACAAUGAAUCAGGACAGAACUGUCUGUGUCGCAAUGUCAGGAAUGACAUUACCAAGUCCAAUGUGAAGGACAUCCAGAUCUACCCGGCAACCAUCUUCUGUGACAGAGUGGAGAUUGUUGUCACCGCCAGCAGCGGCCUUCGCUACUGCCUGAACCCCAGGGUGAAAAAAGUGAGAGCACUCCUGGCAAAGAUCAUGCGGAGCCAAAAAACCACAACCACUCGCCCAGACAGCAGCAGCACAGCUCACAUCUGACUCUCUCUGACUCCAUGGACGAACAUAUGACCUCUGACCACCUGACAAAUGCACCUUCAAUGAAUGUCCAAUGUGAAAUUAAUGAAACUUUUUGGUCUAUUUAUCUUCUAUUUAUAUUUUGAGCUCUCUAAGCAUAUCUCCGUUCUACUUUAUUUCCUCUGAUUUCGAGGGCAAUGUCGAAGUUUUUCCUGCAUAUCGAUAACUUUUGUUUUUUAAAUAAUAAAAAAAAUCAGUGGCACAUGGA
Messenger RNA from Scophthalmus maximus (turbot), 724 nucleotides. Its product is annotated as platelet basic protein. The coding region runs from base 163 to 480 and encodes 105 amino acids. The record is from RefSeq and is a predicted model, not a curated record. Gene Ontology annotation, molecular function: CXCR chemokine receptor binding; chemokine activity. Gene Ontology annotation, biological process: chemokine-mediated signaling pathway; inflammatory response; cellular response to lipopolysaccharide. Gene Ontology annotation, cellular component: extracellular region. The transcript is spliced from 4 exons. Lineage: Eukaryota; Metazoa; Chordata; Actinopteri; Pleuronectiformes; Scophthalmidae.